UCAACUCAACGAGGCAUGUUUUUAAUACAAUAAAUUUUAUAUUUUUCAAAUUGAACGUAUCGACAAUAGUCAAUAAAAAUGUUCAAAAGCAUAUCAAAUAUUAGAAACCAAAGAAACAUAAGUAUUCUUUCAAGGAUAUGGUCCGGUAAAAAAGCAGAAAGUGCAGUACAGUCAGAAACUGAAAUUAAAACUAUUUUAGCUAAAAAAUUCCCAAAUGCAAAAUCAAUCGAAGUGCAAGAUGUAUCAGGAGGUUGCGGUGCCAUGUUUGAAAUAGCUGUAGAAGCCGCAGAUUUUAAAGGAAUGUCAACAAUUAACCAACAUCGAUUAAUAACAAAUACAUUAAAGGAUCAAAUUAAAGAUAUGCAUGGAAUUCGAAUUCAAACUAGUGUACCAAAAUGAAAUUGUAUAGAUUGUGCUGUAUUAAAAUAGUAAUAAAUAUUUUGUAAUAACUUAGUACUCUUAAUACUCUCAUAAGGGAAAAUUUGAAUAUAAUCUGUAUUUAUGAAACUUAAAGAACUAUCGAAAUGGAAUAGUCAUAUUAUGUGGCUUAGAUAAAGGAUAAAGCAUUAUUGAUGUUUGGGAAAUGGAAGCUUUAGACUGGAAAAGAAAUUCAUAUAACUGAGUCAUUUCAGGAAUCCUUUACAACUUUCAGAGGGUCUACG
Messenger RNA from Ctenocephalides felis (cat flea), 662 nucleotides. RefSeq names its product bolA-like protein 3. Lineage: Eukaryota; Metazoa; Arthropoda; Insecta; Siphonaptera; Pulicidae. Bases 79 to 399 code for a protein of 106 amino acids. The record is from RefSeq and is a predicted model, not a curated record. The transcript is spliced from 3 exons.